AUGAAAGGACUGUGGGUUUUAGCCGCUCUCUCGAUUCCCACUGAAGCUCAGAAAGACCACGUUCAUAUCGGGUAUGCCGAUAAAUCUCAUGGCGAGGACUGGUAUGACUGCGGUCCUUAUGGAGGCUGGGGUUGUACUCCACCCGUGAGAGGCAGCGAACCACUGCCGAAGAAACACUAUUACGACAACAGCACUUUCAAACAGUUGAUAGACCACAACAACCCUAACCUGGGGACUUUUGACCAGUUCUACUACUACGACACAACGUACUGGAGGGGUCCCGGUUCGCCGGUGAUACUGUUUUCGCCCGGAGAAGUCAACGCUACUAUGUACCACAGCUUCUUAACCCCCAGCCAUGCAACAGGAGCCCUGGCUGAGCAGAUUGGCGCAGCUACAAUUGUUCUCGAACACCGUUACUGGGGCGAUAGCACACCAUUCCGUAACUUCACCACUGAAAACCUGAAGUACCUUACUGUCGAGAACAGCAUGAAGGAUAUAACGUAUUUCGCACGUCAAGUCCAAUUACCUUUCGCUACCGACGAGAGAAUUGGCAGUAGUGCCAAAGAUGUUCCAUGGGUAGCUAUAGGAGGUAGCUACUUCGCUGCCCUGCUAGUGUGGAUUGCAAGCCUCGACCCGGGCACUAUAUGGGCCUACUACGCUUCGAGUGCAUCAGUUCAAUCUGUUUCUGACUAUUGGGCCUACUUCCUUCCUAUACAAGAAGCUAUGCCGAAGAAUUGUAGUAGAGACAUCUCUCUUGUUAUCGACCAUAUGGAUGAUAUCCUCAGCGCUGGCUCUCGGGAUGAGCAACACGAACUCAAGGCCAAAUUUGGCAUGCAAGACGUCGCUCACAACGACGACUUCAUGAACGCUCUAGCGCGUGGUCCCUAUCUCUGGCUAGGGAAUCAGUUCACCUACAACACGGGCUUCUUCACGUUCUGCGACUAUAUUGAAAACGCAGUCAAUGCCACCCUCAACGACCUUCCGUCUGAAGCUGGUGUUGGUGUCGAUAAAGCGCUCGAAGGAUACGCGGAAUGGUGGAGAGAGGUCGAACUUCCCGGUUACUGCGCCGGGGAUCUUUAUCCUGAAUUCAACACUACAGGUAAUACUGACUGCUUCAAUACCUACAAUGCAAGCUCCCCACUAUUCACCGACACGACGCCGAGGAACGCCAUGAACCGGCAAUGGUUCUGGAUGAACUGCAACGAACCCUUCGGAAACUGGAAAGUCGGCGCUCCCUCAGGACGGCCAUCGCUCAUUUCUCGCCUCAUAACAACAGACUACUGGGUUCGUCAGUGCGGACUAUAUUUCCCCCCUGGACCGAAUGGAGAAACAUAUGGUCUCGCAGCGGGGAGAACCGAAGAGCACUUCAAUACGUACUUUGGGGGCUGGAAUAUCACCAACACAAGCCGGCUGAUCUUCGUCAACGGCGAAUUCGACCCGUGGAGAGAGAUCAGUGUUUCGGCAAAAGGGAGACCCGGAGGCCCGUUGCAGAGUACCGAGCAGGUACCAGUGGAAAUUGUGCCUGACGGUGUUCACACUAGUGACUUGAAUACGAAGAACGGAAAGGUCAACGCGGGAGUGAAAGAGGUGCAAGAUCGAGUGUUGAAGCAGUUAGUCGGGUGGGUUGAAGAAUGGCCUGGGGAGGCCACAUGA
Alternaria viburni is the source of this 1653-nucleotide messenger RNA. RefSeq lists its product as uncharacterized. The record is from RefSeq and is a predicted model, not a curated record. The transcript is spliced from 2 exons. NCBI's taxonomy places the organism in Eukaryota, Fungi, Ascomycota, Dothideomycetes, Pleosporales, Pleosporaceae. Gene Ontology annotation, biological process: proteolysis. The coding region runs from base 1 to 1653 and encodes 550 amino acids. Gene Ontology annotation, molecular function: dipeptidyl-peptidase activity; serine-type exopeptidase activity.